Molecule: messenger RNA, 4903 nt
Organism: Trichobilharzia szidati
Lineage: Eukaryota; Metazoa; Platyhelminthes; Trematoda; Strigeidida; Schistosomatidae
Source: the annotation of a GenBank genome assembly
CUGACUAAGCUGAAUAAAGAAAGAUUUAAUAGGAUUAUGUUCUUAACGCAGGGAGACAAUCGCACAAAGUGAAAGAAUAUUGUUAGUCUUCAUGGAUGGAUACACUUUAACUUGCUUACGACCUUGAAACAAGCUGCGACAAUUCAAACUCAAUGAUAACACAUAUGACGGUGUUUAGAAAUGUUCCAAGCUGAAGUGUUGUUACCACUAGGAAUAUUCCUUUUGUCUCUCCUAGUUCUUUUCGUAUAUUUCCAUCAACUUUGUUUUUUCGUCAUAUCGUUGUAUACAGCUCGAUAUUUGCUGCAUCCAAAAAGACCAACAACAUUGCUUGAAGCCCCUGGGGUUUCAGUUGUUAAACCUCUUAUGGGUGUAGAUGGCUGUCUUCGUGAAAAUCUGUUGAGCCACUUUACCAUGAACUAUCCACGGUUUGAGCUAUUGUUUUGUGUACAAAAUGAAAAUGAUCCGGUAAUUCAGUUAUUACAAUCAUUAUGUGAAGAAUACCCUCACGUGAAUGCUAGACUAUUUAUUGGAGGGAAAGAUGGCGUUGUCAAUCCUAUGGUUCAUAAUAUGGCCCCAGCGUAUGAAGCUGCAAACCAUGAUCUUGUUUGGGUCAGUACAAGUCGUGUAAAAGCCUCCACAGAAGUUAUUUGGGAUUUUGUUGACAAAGCUAGUGAUCCAUCAGUUGCUAUUGUUCAUCAAUUGCCAUUUUUCUCUGAUCAUCCCGGUUUUGUAGCUGCUAUAGAAAAGGUGACAUUUGGAUGUUACAUGGCUCGUAGUUAUAUGGCAUUAAAUCAGUUAGGUGUAACAUGUUUUACAGUUGGUGGUCUUGCGUAUUUUGGAAAGUAUUUGGCUGAAGAUUACUUCCUUAGUUCUGCAUUAUGUCAAAAAGGUUAUCGUAUUGUCAUAUCAUCAUAUCCGGUUAUGCAAAAUGUUAGUGACAGUACAUUAGUGAGCUAUAUUAGAAGAAUGGUUCGUUGGCUUCGACUCCGAUUGAAUAUGUUACCGUUGGUGUCAGGUGUAUUAGAACCGUUGAGUGAAUCAAUUACACUUGGUCUAUUAUUUUCACUAACUAUGGAUUAUUUAUUUGAUAUUAAAUUUGUAUAUCUAAUGAUAAUACAUUUUACAAUAUGGAUAACACUGGAUUACGCAUUGUUGUGUUUGGUACAAAAUUCAAAACUUCCAUUCUCAUUUCCAACAUUCUUACUGGCCUGGAUAACUCGUGAAUUGUUAGUUUAUGUUGUAUUUAUCAAGGCAUUAUCAAAUCCAUGGUGUAUUAAAUGGGGUGAUCAUUAUUAUCGUGUACACUUUGGUGGAUUAACUCAGCGUUUACCGAGUAGUAAUUCCACUGCAUCGACGUCAUCUUACACUAAAACUACUUCAUCUUUAGAUAAUGCAUGCUUUAAAUAUGCAUCAUUAAAAAAUAUAAAGAAACUGUUUAAAAGUCGAUUACCAUUAGACACGAGUGAUAAACAUGGGACAAGGAGCUUGUUGAAUUCAUUUUAUUCAGAAUUUCAAGAGGAAAACAAGAUAACUAGUGGAGAAGAACAAGUAUUGCAUAACUCACACAAUCCUCAUCAAUCUGUACAACAGUCCACAUCAGUAAUAAUUAAUUCAAGGGGAUAUACACCGUCAAAUCAGAUGGGGGUUACACAAUGUGUAAAUAACAAUACUAACAGUAAUAAUAAUAAUAAUAAUAGUAAUAACAAUUAUAGUGUUAAUAUUAGUCCAAGGAAUAUUAUCUCUAAUAUUAAUAAAAUAAAUAAAGAGGAAAAUAAUGUUAAUAAUAAUAAUAAUAUUAUCCCAUUGACAAUUCAAGAAGUUCAGCAAAUAAGAAAAUUAUUGAGAUGAAUAACAACAAUAAUAAUAAUAAACACUUUGGAAAUGAUAUACAUGUGACUACAGGUACUCAUAAUAAAAAUAAUUCUGGUAGUAUUAAUGGCUUUGUCAAUACUCUGUCUAAUGGUUUUUGAAUUGUCACUGAAAAUUCAAUCAUUGAAUGUAGUCGUUGAAAACUCUGUUAUAUUUGUCUAUAUUGUAAAUAUUAUUAAAAAACUGAAGUUUGACAAGGAUGUGAGUGAGAAAUGCAAAGAGGUGGCUCUCAUAAACACACAAACACACCGUAAUCUUUACACCACCUGGAAUGUCUUUCUAUUGUUUAUCAUUUAUUAUCGCAGAAGUUGAUUGUUGUUCAUUCCUUACAAUCAAGUUAUGUGCAACAACAAAAAAAUCACUUUGCAUUAUAUAUAUGGUAUAAACAGGUAGCUUCCAUUAUUUUUUCUCCUCAAUUUUCGUGAAUCUGAAUUUGCCUAGAAGUGUUUUCAACACUUUUGAAAUAUCCGCAAAAGCAACCAGAUCUUUUUUCUUGUAGUUCGUUAUUAUUAUUUUUUUUUGAUGUUCUAGUUUCCAGAGAUAGAUAGAUAGAUGAAUAAAUAAGUAUGUUUGGUUUUUAAAAGAUACAAUCAACUCAUCCAUCACAAUGCACACACACAUGUCCGUGUCCGUGCAAACAUAUACUGGAAUAUCGCCUUUUGUAUAAUUUUAAACUACCUACAAAGAUUAGGUGUGUUGUGUUGUUUUUCUUGAUCCAUGGUGUUAUUUAUGUUUGUUGUCAAACAAAGAGAUUUGUUCACCUCUAUCUCUGUGUUUGUGUGUUUGUCAAUCUAUCGCAUCUGUCAUCUUGUACAUACCACUUACUGGUGCCAUCUUAUGUUGCAUAUUUGGUUCUGACUUUGAGAAAUAAUUACAUGGAAUAAAAUACUCUGAUCUCCUUCAUACCUUUGUUCAACUUUCCUUCUUUUUGGAAAACAAAUGUUUUGAUAUAUAUAUAUAUAUAUGUCAAAAAAUGACAAUAUGGAGUGCAUUUGUUUCCAUUUGAUAAUAUACUUAUGUAAGCAGGCAUGUAUACAUUUAUGUAUAUGUACACGUAUACAGAUUACUCGUUAUUUAUUGAGUAAUAUUUUCAGUUGGACACAGUAAAACAAAACUAAGAAUAAUUAUUUAUGUAUUUUUGAAAAUUUUCAAUUUCCAUUUUCUGACUCUUUUAAUCGAUUCUCUUACAUAAAUUAUUGAUGAUUUAAUUUUGUUUAACUUUUCACUUCUUGUUUAACCGUUUUUCGUUGGUAAUAUAUAAAAUCUACACGCUAGAUCGUUUGUACUGUAUAGUUAAUGGUACUCUGAAGAAAAUUUUGAUGAUGUGCAAUAAUACUACCAUUAUUUUUAAUAAUAAUAAUAAUAAUUAAAAUGACUUCAAAACAUGAUUCGGCUACUCAGUGUUACAAAUGUGCAUAUUUAUCGCUUUGUUUAAAUGUAUCAGCAGUCAAAUUACUCAUUUAAUUACUAUUUUUAUUAUUAAUUUAAUUAAUCUUUUCCGUUAAAAACUUAGAUAUUAACUUUUGUUUUACUAAGCUUGGUUACUUUUGGCGCCGUAUUUCUUUAUUCCACCUUACUCUUUUUUGAAUUUACUUUCUUUUCUCAAAUAAUUUAAUUUCUGUAUAUGUAUUUCUUUCUUCAAUGUUUUCGUCUCUGUCUUUAAUGUUUGCUACUGCUGCUCCGCCUCUGUUGUUGUUUAUUUAAAACUGAAGUAAAUUAAAUAAUUCACAAUCAUCUAUUUACAUUAUGUUAUCAAUAUUUUCAAAAUAUUCUGUGACAAAUCUUUGACAAAUUAAAAACCUGUACAAAAAAUAUCUAUAUUGUAAAAAUGUGUAAAGUGAAGCACAGAAGCACCUCUUCAAACAAUUGAUUUCUGUUUGGUUAAAUGAUUAACUUCCUUUAGUUCAGUUUUUUGUGGAAAUAUUGUUAUUUAUAUCGAUUGUUACUUUUUUCUAUUGCUAUUACAUUACUACUUAUAAUACUACGAUUAUUAUCCUACUUACAUUUACCACUAGCGAUUUUGUGAUCCGCUUUUAUCAAACUUUCAAUAAAUUAUAGAUAAGAGUUAUUACUAUUAUUAUUUGUUCGUUGCGUUUCCAGUGGAACAUAAGCUGUUAAGCAACACAUCUAUCUUCAUUUUCAGCUACUUCCACGAUUGCCGACAUUUUCAUUCUCCCUUCAUAUGAUGUCCUUCAUGUUACUCUCUGACUAUCAGAUGAUCGCUUUCCAUUCCUUCGUUUUGAGUUGAUUCUUGUUAUCGUUAUCCUGGAGGAGAUGUCGUUAUCCCACUGCAUACGAGCUUUCGAUGUUAUUGGUGACGUCAUGAUAGCCACUCACUCCUGUAGUGUGCUUAUAGUUGUCGUCUGGAUGACUGAAGAAGAUUUUUGACUCUCUCAUUUAGAGAAUCACUUCCAUUCUAUCUGCUCUCAUAAAUUCCUAACAUUUAAAUAGCAUUUUUUUCUUAUUUCUCCUAAAAUCUGAUCGGCUUUGUUGGUCAAUCUUAAACACAAAACAACAUUCCUUUACUUCACAGGUUUUCUUUGUAUUAUCUACAGAUUAAAGUCUAGGAUUAGAACUGUUAUAAUAAAGGAAUGAAAAGUAAAGUAACACAAUUUUACAUCGAAACAGAAGCAUAGAAGAUAUUAUAAAACAAACGAUCUAGAAUAUCAUAGAAGAGAGAGAGGGAGAAAAAAAGGCAGAACAUUUCGAUUUCUACCUGAAAUCGUUGUCAAUCUAUGUGUAGUAUCAAACAGAAUCUUCAAAAAAUGUAAAAAUGAAGGAGAUUAAAUGCAAAAAAUAAACUCACCUAUUACUAACACAGAAAAUUACACAACAGGGAAAGAAAUUAAAAUCAAAUAACUUCAAAAACCCAUUUGUUUAAGUUAUGUUUCAUUUCUUAUGGAUCUACUACAUAUGUUGGACGGAAAUGCUUGGUCUUCGUUGACAUUACGGCUUUUAGUGCGGACGCUUCGAAGAUGGUCACUUCAGUUAGCCAAUCUGACUGUUGGUGGCAGUAAACACUGCAGUCAGGUGU